This is a messenger RNA of Rhopilema esculentum, 1544 nucleotides long. RefSeq lists its product as uncharacterized. NCBI's taxonomy places the organism in Eukaryota, Metazoa, Cnidaria, Scyphozoa, Rhizostomeae, Rhizostomatidae. Gene Ontology annotation, cellular component: nucleus. Gene Ontology annotation, molecular function: DNA binding. The record is from RefSeq and is a predicted model, not a curated record.
UCUGUCCAACUUAUCUUGCAGCUGCUAAUUAUACUAACUACCUCAGACCCUGACCCAGAUAACUGGUGGUAGCCUUUUUUAGCGAGCCUCGUUUCCAUGUGGUUGCAUGAAAACCAUGCCUUGCCUCUUCCGCGAUCUGCAGCAAAGAAAUGUCGAAGAAGGUUCAACCUACACUGGCACAUUUUAAUUUUCAAAGAUUCAUUCGAACUCCAAAAGGAACUGAUUUUGAAGUUAAAAUUCCAAAUUUUGCUACAGAGAAGAAUGUUGUCUGCUGCAGUUGCAAGAGGAAGUUUUCUAAUGAACAGUACCUCAAACAGCACAAAGAAACAAGCAAGAAAUGCUCCAGCUCAAUUGCCUUUGGACCUCAGCAAGAAACUUUGUCUGUGACUCCAUGUAGUACCGGAACAUUCAGAGCCACUGAUGAAAGUGGUACCUUAACUGUACCAGACACAGUCACAGAUUUACACUCAAGACCAAAGGAGAAAUCAAAAUUAGAUAAGGGUACCAACAAAAAACAGCAAUCAGGAAAGCGGAGAUCAUACACAGUGUGCUUUAAAGCUAAAGUUAUCAAAGACCUGAAUAAUUUGCCUUGCUCUCAAAAAGGAAAACUGCAGAUAAUAGCUAACUUGCAUCAUGUCUCCAGGGGGCUUGUUUGUAAAUGAAAAAAAGAUGAAGCAAAGAUUAUGAAGGCAUGGGAAGAGUCAAGGAGCAAAGUAUUAGGUGGAAGGAGACAGAAUGGAAGCAGAAGCGCCAGAUCAAGAAGAAAGAUACGUCAACCAGCAAAAUCUCAUUUUCAGUUGGCAGAAGAAAAGACCAAGGAAGAGCUUUUGAUUGCAAGAGGAAAGGUUGCAAAAGUAGGGGAUAGAUGGAUCCGUACUAGAAUGGGAAAAUACAUUAGAAAGUUUUAUGGCAAUAAAAAGGCUGAUUCCUUUAAAGCUAGCCCCAACUGGAUGUUUUCUUUCAAAAAACGGCAUGGUAUAUCUUUACGGAGAAAGACCAACAAGAAGAAACAAGGCAGCCAUGAAAUGCUGCCUGUCAUUCAGGCUUUUCAUCAGCAAUUGAGGAGCGACCUAAAUUCUUGCAGACGCCGAACAAACAUGGUAAAUCAUAAGAAAUGGGGAAGGUGGGUGCCUGAAAGGAGAUUUAAUGUAGAUCAAGUGCCUCUUCCCUUUGUUGUAGACCAAGGAAUGACUUAUGAUCUUAAAGGAAGCACUUCUGUGUGGAUUAGCCAAUCUGCCAGUGGACUUGAUCGAAGACAAUGCACACUCCAACUUUGCAUACAACCUACAGAGAAGCAGAAUGUUCCUCCUGCAAUUAUUUUUCGGGGUAAAGGUAAUGUUAAACCAGCUGAAUUGCAAUCAUAUGACAAACGUGUUCACAUAUAUUGGCAGGAUAAUGGGUGGAUGGAUAGUGCUGUUGCCACUCAAUGGGUCAAGAAUACUUUUGGACCAGCCAUAGAUAAAAGCCAUGAAAAUGUUCUUUUUCUUGACAAUCUGUCCUGCCAAUGCACAAAAGAUUUUCACAGUAUUUGUAGGGAAGAAGCU